CCACAGAACAUGUGUAUGCAAAACUCACGCAUGCAGUGUGUGUGUGUGUGUGCUCCUGUUACAGCAUCUCUCUCUCCUCUCCAGUGUAGGAAGUACAGUGGGCGUGUGCAAAAGUCAUCAGAUAACUGAACGCUCCGGUCUGGUUUAGACACUUAACUGGGUUAGCUCUUCUUCUAUUUUUCUUCUCUCCGCCUCCGUUGUUCGUAUUUACACAUUUCCAUGCAAAAAAAAAAAAGUUCAAAUGAUGAGGCUUCUCUUAGGUGCUUUUCCCCCACCCCCCUCACUAUUCAGUUCUUUCCAGGCCGUCAUGCUUUUAAGAAAGAAAAGGGAACCCCUACCCUCGCAUAGAAAGACACAGUUCACUCAGGAGCGCAGUGGGAGGGGGGAAUUCGGAGCGAGGGGAGAUCUGGCAGUGACCGGUGGGGGAAUAUGUUAUAAUUAUACAUGGCAGGUUCAGAGGUGACAUUUAACAAGUGUGGGGCUGCACUGGGUACGCGUGGGCUUUCUCAUCAACAUGCAGCCCGCUACCACAGUCAGAUCGGUCGGCUGCUGUGGUUUCCUGGAAAUACCCGGCAUGCAAAAACACUUUGUAACGGCUCCUUUGCAGACGGGGCGCCGUUCCACUUGACGUACGAGCGCUUCACUAAACGCCGUGGUUAAACCUCCCCAUACAGACUCUAUACAAACUAAGUAUGCGAAGCAAACGUGUUAGUUACGAGAUAAGAACUCAAAUGUAAUGGAGGUGCACCCCAACUUUUCAUAACCAAAAAUCUUUGGUCGAAUGAUGAUGACAGAUUUAUUGAAUUCGCAGCGGCAUGCAGUCACGAGAAAUACCGUCGAUUCAAUGUACAGAGCUGUGAGGCGUUGCCUAGAGACCAGUAUCACAACAUGGCAAAUGUAUGCAAGAUUAUAUAUAAAUAAUAUAUAUUAAAUAAAAUAGAGAAAAUGAACAACCCUGCCUUUGAGGACUAGAGACGGGUGUUCAUAUCCUUCACAUAUUAUGAUCAAAGGGCUCCUAUUCUUGACAACAACCACCUCCUGUGUACUGUUUGUACCAUCCACUACUCAUAAAGGUAAUGCAUCUAGAUUUUAACACAAGGCCUCAACAAUAUUAGAAUAAUAUUUGACCCCAAAAAAAUUCUGAAAAAAAAAGUCUGACACACUGCCUCUUCUGUUGAAAAAUUAAAUGUCGCAAAAAUGUAAAGUAUAUUUGUGUCUGGUUCGACAGGAAGAUAUCUGUUAUUGUGCAAUAGGAAGCGGUUGUAUCCAUGGUUACCUUUGUUUGACCCUUUUAUGAGCGGCAACAAAGAUCGACGAUGAGAUACACCCUUCCACUGAACAAUAUCACACGCACACACACACCCACACCCACACACACACACACACGCACACACACACACGCAUAUUAAUUACUUUAUAACUAGUCAUUUGAAACUUCCCCGUAUGCGUCAUUUUUGCCUGGAACUGGAGGCCACUUCCACAUGAGGCUACAGUGAGUCCAGUGAUGAAAUACACAUAACUCUGUGUACCAAACAAGUUUUUUAAGGUAUUUGUAUACAACUUUAUCCCCUUUCAUUUGUGGUUGUACCCAACCCCGCAACUCAUACACACACAUUAAAUAUGAUUUACCCCUCUUACUUUUAGCAUGUAUUAAAAUGAUAUAUUAACACUUACUAAGUUGUUUAUAACACAGUUAUAUGACGGUAAACAUAUACAAAGACAUAUUAAGAGUGUGUUAAUGUAUCUUCAACUAUUAUAACUUCUCUCCUUAAUUGUACACAGUAUAAAAUUGUGUAAUUAUAUUCAAUGAUGUAUAAUUACAAAUUUGUUUAAGACUGUUUCUAUAUGUGCUUUGUACUUUUAACUGAUUAAGACAUGCUGAGCUUAGCUUUACCUUUCUUUGAGUAGUUUGACAAAUACAUUCCUAACUAAAUUUCCACUUAUUUGAUUUCUUCUGACAAGAGGGAGACACAAAAAAUAAUAUAAUUUUCAGACGUGUGUGUUUGCGUGUAAUUAUUAUUUACAAAAGUGAAUGUUUUCAGAUUCAUAUCUUGCAUUUCUAAUACAGGCGUAUAUGGGAUGGGUUGGUUGAGGGGGGUUGAAAUAAUGAAACCAAUUUCUUCAUGAGAAACAUCCGCAUUUACACGGACAAACAGACUAUUUAUGAUUUGAAAGUAAUUCUGAGUAAUCCCACCACGCAGCAUGGUUUAUCAUGGUUGAAUCAGCAACUAUAUAUAUAUAUAACGAUAUUUGUGUGCAUGCGGAAAGUGUUCAUGUGAUGACUCCCUGUUCAAGUUAAGACAAGAGAAGUGAAAGUGACACAUGACAAAGCCCCGAACAUGCGGGCCAAGCAACCACACCCGGAGAUCUUUAACCCUGUAGCUACAGGACUCCGUCUCUUACAGUAACCGUCUCUGUUUGUACUCUGUAAACUCAUUCAAUUACCAAUCAGAAAGCAGUUCAUGGGCCGCCUGACAAAUGUAAAUAAGCCCAAUAUUCACCACCAUGUUUAGGCGCAGAGGCCGCAGAGAUGUUUUUUUUACAUGACAUGCCACCCUUCCACAUAAUAGACAUUUAAGUUAAUGCCUAUAUUCAAAAUGUUGCUUUUAAAGAAGUUAAAUGAUUGCAUUUUGUAUAUGCCGGCCUUGAAAUAACACAAACAUGUAGCAUGUAGAGGCACAAACUUGAGCUGAACGCAAACCUAAAAUCCCUCAUGAUGAGAGAAGUACGAUGUUGUAACUUCUAUACAGGGGGGAAGAAGUACUCAGAUCCUUUACUUAAGUUAAAGUAGAAAUAUCAGACUAUAAGUGUUCAUUUACGAGUGGCCUUGCUUUUAAUAUCACUUGGGUACAAGAAGUCUUUGUUUUUAAUAUCAGCAAAAUGUGGGCUAGAAAAAGUAUCAAAAGUAAAAGUCAUAAUGUUGAAAAAUGGACAUCUUGUUAUUAGGAUCAUUUUUCUGUUGAGGUUGGUCGAGGCGGAGCUGAUUUGAAUUGAUGCUUAUACUCUUGUUUAGUUUCAUAUAUUUUAUGUUCAAAACAUGAUGCACUGUUAUGUUUAGGCUAUAAAUUCCCUACUUAAAAUCUUAGUCUACAGUGUAACUAUUAUGUAAGGAUGUCCGAUGCAAUGGAGUUAAAAUGUGCACAAUUUCUCUCUGAAUUGGAGUAAAGUAAAAGUAUAAAAUAGCAUCCAAUUGAAAUAUUCAAGUAAAGCACUUUACAGUUCUUACGUAAAUGUAGUUACAUUCCACCACUGCUCAAGCAAUAUGAAUGUAGUGUAGGAAGUUGCAAAACACCAUAUUCACCACACGGGGGCGCAGACGUAAACAUAUAAGUUGUGACUACAAACAAAUGACUACAACUCCCGGCAUCUGCCUGAGUUUACGGAAGCGGGAGCCGUUGGCGGAUGGUCGCCUCGGUUAUUAUGUUUUCGCGGGGCGGUCUUAACUGGUAUCAACAUUGUGGGAGACGAGAACAACUCCCGUCGGUGCACGCAGGUGCACAAAACAAACGCUCCAUCGUUGAGAAUCGAGACGCGUUACGGUUGUUGUAAACAGCCGAGCAUGUGUCGUUAACGCUGGUAGUUAUAGCGUGAUUUGACAUCAGUUACACAUCAAUGAAACCGGUUGACUCAGACGAGGAGGACGCGCAGCAGCUGGGGGCUUACCAAAAGGAGCUGAGGCAGCGGGCCAACCAGAGCAUACAGCAGCUAAGCAGUGCUUUGGAGCAGCUGAGCUCUGAUGGAGAGGAGGUGGAGGAGCCCAGAGGCAGUGGUGGCAGCCUCUUCGCCACCAUGGCCAAAGAGGACAAGGGUGCAUGGAGCCAAAAGACACAGAGCGAAGCAGUUAAUCAGCUGAAGAGCCUUCUACUGAAGCAGGGCAGAGACAUUUCCUCUCCUCUCACUCCUUCAAAGAAACAGUCUCCAUCCAAGAGAGUACAGCAGGAGGGACGGUCCAACUUGACUGCUUUUCAGGAUUUGGUACCAAUGAUUCACAACCAGUCAGAUUACAUCCAACACCUGGAAGCUGAAGUCAAAUUGUGCAAGGAGGAGCUGCACGAGAUGAAACAGCGGAUCAGAGUGGUGGUGGUGGAGAAUGAGAGGUUUCAUUCAGACCUCAAAUCCAAAGCUGUGGAUGAAUCACUGAAAGAAUACACAAUCCACAACUCCAUGGUGAAUGGGAGUUUGGCAGCCAGCAGCCACAGCAUGCUGCAAAAAGCAGAACACACCACGUGGAAAAAUGAACUGGAACAAAUGAAAGUGAUCUACCAGGCCCAGAUUGAAAGCUUGGAGGCUCAGGUCAUCUCCUUCAGGAAGAAUCUGUCAGUCAGUCAGAAGGAGUGUGAGGAGGUGAAGGAUCGCCUGAGACACCGGGAGAAACAGGCUGCAGAUGCACUGAGAGCUGAUGGAGCUCCUCGUGUGGCAGGAUUGUGUCUGAAGUGUGCUCAGCACGAAGCUGUGUUGGCUGGAACUCACACAAACCUGCAUGUCCAGGCUAUUGACAGACUCAAAAAGGAGCGCGAUGAGUUACUGGUGGCUCUGCGCGCCGUGCGAGCUAGUCAGCAAGAGGCCCAACAGAGAGAGUGGUCAGCCUGUCUCCAAGUGAAGCAGGCUGUGGAGAUGGCGGAAGAAGCAAAUCUGUACAAAGCCAGGGUGGAGGUGCAGUGUGAGCAGCUGUCCAGGGAGCUGGCUCGACUUCGGGAACAACUAGAACGAGAAGCACAGGCCUUGAAGGAGAGACUGGCUGAGGCCCGAGAGGAGGGCCGGGCUGAGGCCCGCAAACAGAGAGAGGAGCUGGCACAGACGGUGUCCAGCCUCUCCCAGCAUGUUGCUGAAUUGGAAGGAGAGCUAGACAGGGCUCACAGAGACAGGAGCUCACUGACCAGUCAGUUGGAAGAUACUCUUCGCAAACUUACCAGCCAGGAACAAGACAAUACCAAGAUGUGUGUGGAUCUUCGGUAUCAGCUCAGCCAGGCCCAGCUGAAGAAAGAGGAGGCAGAGCGAGAGCUCCGAGAGCUCAGCAGCAAGAGCAGCAGACGGAUGGAAAAGGCUGCGCAGGAAGUGGAAAGGCUGAGCUCAGAGCUGGUUGGCUGUCGGCAGCAUCUGGAGGUGGUCCAAAAGGACGGGAGCCAAUGGCAGGCCGAAGCCCUGAGCCUAGCAGAACAGCUGGCAAAUGCCCAGCGCCAACUGCACCUCACCAGGCAGGACCGAGAGAGUUCAGAACGGGCUCACGAGGAGGAAAUGGCGUCUGCGACCCUUUCAGCGCGGGAACGGGAGAGAGAGCUGGCUCUGCUGCUGCAGCAAACGGAGGCUCAACACCAGCAGAGAGUUGGAGAGUCGGAGGGUCUUCUGAGUUCCCAGAAUUCCCUGAUCCGGAGGCUGAAGGAGGAGUGCUGCGCGCUGGGAGUCAAAUUGGAAGAACUGACAGAAAGUAGCGGAGGAGCACUGGAGCAGCUGGCCCUGGAGAAGCAACACCUGUUGGAGACGGUGAAGGGUCUGAGAGCUCGUUGCUCCGACACGGAGGAUCAGUGUGUCCAGCAUGGCCGCAUGCACCAGCGCAUGAAAAACAGAAUCGGUUCGCCUCUGGAUGACGGGCUGACCGACUGCGUAAGUGGAUGAAUGGAUUAAAUAAUGAGCUGCUGGUGGGAAAUAUCUUAGACAUUCCACCUCCACCCACAAAACACAGUAAGCACGCACACUAUUCAUACACCCGUACCCCCAAACCCCAGCUGGAAAAAGCCACGUCCCAACACACACACACACACACACACAAUGUCUUUUCCCAGUGUGCCGUGAAAGAGUUCAUUGUCUGCAGGACUGGUUUCAUUAAAGGGGACGCACUAAUUGGGACGUCCGAUCAACAUGUUGCCUCAUAACUGUACAACGUUCUCACCAAACUGUUGACCUGCAAUUUAGCUCAGCUAUCAUGUAACAUUGAUCAAUUGAGCGAGACUGGACUUUUUAUUUUUGUGUUCUACUGAUAUCAUAAAGUCCAAUCACUUGUUUUUUUUUUGAGUUUGGUGUCAGUUUAUUGAAUCGUGAAAGUUGUUCUAGUGAGAAGCUAAAAGUUGUGUGUACAGAAAAAGGUACUUACUUGUUUUCUGGAACCUCCUCCAAUACCAGUGAGGACAGACACAGGAAGUAAAGGACGGAGGACAUGAACUAUUGUUGUAUGUGGAUGACAUGCGUUGGUUGUCAACACCCGAGGAAUCUUUUUAGGAAUUUUCAAGCAGUGCAAUGAGAUAAUUAUAACUUUAUAAUAUUGGAUUAGAAAAGGCAGUUAGUUCACACAUUAGCUGGACACAAAUAAAAAGGCACAGAAUCUUGCAGCGCUCCAGAGAAGACAAAACGAUGAGGAGGAAGACGGAUAUUACAAAAACAGACACACUGACGUUUUUAUGACUGAAGCUAAACUGUGACUCUAAUGACGUAAUGUACUGUGAAUUGUGUUAUCAUAUUUAGUGUUUGUUCAAACUGACCUUUUUAAAGACAUGAUGUGUGACCGUUUACCUUUUUAUGACGUACUAUACUAUGACGCUUUUAUGACAUGUUAAUAUAAUUAUUUUGAUAUUUAAUUAUUAUAUACCAUACUGUGAAUUUUUAUGACAAACUUAACUAUGACCUUUUUAUGAAAUCCUUCACAAUUACUUUAUUGUGACUUUUUAGACAUACUAUACUGUAACCUUUUAUGAGAUAUUACACAAUGAUUUCUUUAGGGCAUCUUGUGAAACUGUGACGAUGCAGUAAUUUUAAUGACAACCUAUACUAUGACGUUUUCAUGACAUACUCUACUUUGACUUUUGAUAUACCAUAAUGGUAAAUAAACUCGUACCUGUAUAGCAUCUUUCCAGUCUUCCGACCACUCAAAACCCUUUGACACUACAUGUCAAUCACCCAUUCAUACACUGAUGGGAGGGGCUACCGUGCAAGGGGCUACUAUCCAUCAGGGCUAAGUAAGCCUUCACACACCGAUGGGACAGCCCUCCGAUCCAAUCAUUUCAGUUAGUAUUGUAUUGUCCGACAUAGUUGUGUGUGUCAGACCAGGGCUUUACCAGUUUCAGAUCCUGAAUCACCUCGUUUGAUCUCAAAUUACAAAAUAUACACAGCUGUCACAUUCAUGUAAACAGUGUUGAUUACUUAACACAAAGUCCAGUGAUAUAAAAAAAAAUCUCUUUGUGGACCCAGCUCUCUUUCAAUAUUUACAACAUUUGGUUUAUAUAUCAGCCAGGAGUUUAAGUUCCUCUCACUUGGUUUGUCAAUAUUGUGUGUGUGUGUG
Messenger RNA from Cyclopterus lumpus (lumpfish), 7270 nucleotides. It is a transcript of the gene sdccag8, whose product is annotated as SHH signaling and ciliogenesis regulator sdccag8. Bases 3613 to 5613 code for a protein of 666 amino acids. Gene Ontology annotation, biological process: centrosome cycle; tube formation; establishment of cell polarity. Lineage: Eukaryota; Metazoa; Chordata; Actinopteri; Perciformes; Cyclopteridae. The transcript has 17 exons. The record is from RefSeq and is a predicted model, not a curated record. Gene Ontology annotation, cellular component: centrosome; centriole.